Messenger RNA from Paraphaeosphaeria sporulosa, 2604 nucleotides. RefSeq names its product 3-isopropylmalate dehydratase. Bases 105 to 2432 code for a protein of 775 amino acids. The transcript has 4 exons. NCBI's taxonomy places the organism in Eukaryota, Fungi, Ascomycota, Dothideomycetes, Pleosporales, Didymosphaeriaceae. Gene Ontology annotation, biological process: L-leucine biosynthetic process. Gene Ontology annotation, molecular function: 4 iron, 4 sulfur cluster binding; 3-isopropylmalate dehydratase activity. The record is from RefSeq and is a predicted model, not a curated record. Gene Ontology annotation, cellular component: 3-isopropylmalate dehydratase complex.
UGCCGCUUCUGCUGUUCCCUCCGUCGCGUUCGGCCUGCCUGAGACAUACUUUAUCACCUUUAUCCAGCCUUGCUGUAAUUGUAGCGCAAAGCGCGGCUGCCAACAUGCCGUCUGCUGUGAAACCACCACGGACCUUGUACGACAAGGUCUUCGAGGACCACAUUGUCGACGAGAAGGACGACGGCACAAUCCUGCUCUACAUUGACAGGCAUCUGGUUCACGAAGUGACGUCGCCGCAAGCAUUCGAGGGCCUCCGAAAUGCCGGCCGGAAAGUGCGGAGACCAGACUGCACGCUCGCUACCGUAGACCACAACAUUCCCACAGUCUCGCGAAAAAACCUCACCACGACCGAAAAGUUCAUCGACGAGGUCGACUCACGGACACAAUGCAUGACCCUCGAGGAGAACGUCAAGGCCUUCGAUCUCACAUAUUUUGGCCUGGACGACAAGCGACAGGGAAUUGUACACAUCAUCGGCCCUGAGCAGGGCUUCACGCUGCCCGGCACCACUGUCGUCUGCGGCGACAGCCACACAUCCACCCAUGGCGCCUUUGGUUCCAUUGCGCAGGGUAUCGGCACAAGUGAGGUCGAGCACGUCCUUGCCACGCAAACACUCAUCACCCGGCGGAGUAAGAACAUGAAGGUGCAGGUCGACGGAGAGCUAGCGCCUGGUGUUAGCAGCAAAGACAUCAUCUUGCACAUAAUAGGAGUUAUUGGAACCGCCGGAGGUACUGGCUGCACCAUUGAGUUCUGCGGAUCUGCUAUCCGGAGCCUCAGCAUGGAGGCGCGUAUGUCGAUAUGUAACAUGUCGAUUGAGGCUGGUGCACGUGCGGGCAUGAUCGCACCGGAUCAAACGACCAUCGACUACCUGAAGGGACGUCCGCUGGCACCCAAAGAGGAUAGCCCGGAGUGGAAGAAGGCCGUCAACUACUGGCUUACGUUGAAGUCGGACCCGGAUGCGAAGUGGGACCACGAGGUCUUCAUUGACUGCAAAGAUAUUGCGCCCACCGUUUCAUGGGGAACUUCUCCCCAGGAUGUUAUCCCAAUCACUGGCAAGGUCCCCAGCCCAGACGACUUCCAGGACGAGGUCAAGAAAAAUGCGUGCAAGCGUGCCCUUGAAUACAUGGGCUUGACGGCUGGCACUCCCAUGCAGGACAUUGUCUUGGACAAGGUCUUCAUUGGCUCAUGCACAAACGCGCGUAUUGAAGAUUUACGUGCCGCGGCACGCAUAGUCGAGGGCAAGAAGGUUGCCUCAAACAUCAAGCACGCCAUGAUUGUUCCUGGAUCUGGCCUCGUCAAGAAUCAGGCUGAAUCGGAGGGUCUCGACAAGAUCUUCACAAACGCAGGCUUCGACUGGAGAGAAGCAGGCUGCUCCAUGUGCUUAGGCAUGAACCCCGACAUCCUCUCCCCCGGCGAGCGCUGUGCCUCGACAUCAAACCGAAACUUCGAAGGACGACAGGGUGCAGGUGGCCGCACGCAUCUUAUGUCCCCUGUCAUGGCUGCCGCCGCUGCUAUCGUCGGCAACCUCGCCGACGUCCGUAAACUUGCACCUCCGUCCACGUCAGCCGCAAAGGGCUCCCCGAAGAUCGAAGUCCAGGCCGAUGUACACAUGGAAGAACCCAACUCAGAUGACGACCUCGAAAACAGCAUGGAUCUUCCCGCCGACUCCGUCUCCUACCCCUCCUCCACCUCCACCAAGGGUGCCUCCGCUGGCAUGCCCAAGUUCGAGACCCUCCGCGGCUACGCCGCCCCCAUGGACAUCGCCAACAUCGACACCGACGCCAUCAUCCCCAAGCAAUUCCUCAAAACAAUCAAGCGCUCCGGCCUCGGCUCCGCGCUCUUCCACGCUUGGCGCUACGAAGCGGGCAGCGACGCCGAAAAGAAGGACUUCGUCCUCAACCAGGAACCCUUCCGCCAGUCCAAGAUCCUCGUCUGCACGGGGCCCAACUUUGGCUGCGGCUCCUCCCGCGAGCACGCACCCUGGGCCCUCCUCGACUUCGGCAUCAAGUGCAUCGUCGCGCCGAGCUACGGUGACAUCUUCUUCAACAACACGUUCAAGAACGGCAUGUUGCCCAUCCGCAUCGACGACCAGGCGACGCUGGAGAAGAUCGCCGAAGUCGCCAAGUCCGGCAAGGAGAUCGAGGUCGACCUGCCGAACCAGACCAUCCGCGAUGCGGACGGCAACGAGCUGGCAAAGUUUGACGUCGAGGAAUUCAGGAAGCACUGCUUGAUCAACGGGCUCGAUGACAUUGGUCUGACGAUGAGCAGCGAGGAGCACAUCCAGAAGCACGAGGCGAGACGCACGAGGGAAUGGCCGUGGCUCGACGGCAGUGGGUACCUUGCGCGACACCGCAAGGGCCCCGUCAAGAUCGAGGCCGCUGCCGUGCCUAAGACAAACCGCGGUGAGGUUGUCGGCGAGCCGCUGGAGUGGUAGACGGUAACUUUCUUCUUGUCGAUGCGUUACGAUUAGUGUGUGACGGGUGGAAAAGUGCACACAUGGGAAGGUGUUCGCGUCCUUGCAGCGAUCCUUGUCUGCGUUGGUUGGAUAAUGACCAUAUUUGUGACUCGGUCUUCUUUCAAUACGUUCAAUGAAAUUUUUCUUGUCC